Messenger RNA from Magnusiomyces paraingens, 3960 nucleotides. RefSeq lists its product as uncharacterized. The coding region runs from base 1 to 3960 and encodes 1319 amino acids. Gene Ontology annotation, biological process: phosphatidylcholine metabolic process. NCBI's taxonomy places the organism in Eukaryota, Fungi, Ascomycota, Dipodascomycetes, Dipodascales, Dipodascaceae. Gene Ontology annotation, molecular function: phosphatidylcholine lysophospholipase A1 activity. Gene Ontology annotation, cellular component: endoplasmic reticulum. The record is from RefSeq and is a predicted model, not a curated record. The transcript has 2 exons.
AUGUCGGAACUUUCACAAGUCUCGGACCCAGAACCUUCACAUAACUUUCUUGCUAGCUGUGUCUGGUUCUUGUGGCGCCUGGUCGUGCGUCUCAUUAGUUCUAUCACCUACUACUUCUUUUCUCUCUUGAGUAAGCGGCUUAACGUCACACUCAAGGUAUCUUCUCUACUCUUUAUCUUUAUCCUCUUUGCUCUAGUAAUAUGGGCCAUUAUUCGCUACCGUUACUUGACUACUUACUCCCGGCUUCCACCAGAAGUCCUGCGGCAAGAACCUAAAAUUGAUCUUUUCAUGGACUCAAGCCCAGACCAAGACUCCAAGUCGGGCUUUUCCACUUAUCUGGAAGACUUCUUCAGUGCAAUCAAAAUUUUUGGAUACCUUGAGCGUUCUGUUUUUCACGAACUAACCCGCCAAAUGCAAACUUACAAGCUUGAGCCCGGCGAGGUUUUCCCCAUGAAUGGCGAAAAUGACUUCUCUGUCGUUGUUGAUGGUACCCUUCAAAUCUUUACAAAGUCAAAGAACCCUGACCUUGCAAGGCAUUCGUCGACCGGGUCCACCACCAUAAAUGGAGAAUCAUAUGAACUCGUCAAUGAAGUGAAACGAGGAGCUCCAGUCUCUUCUCUUUUCACUGUCUUGCUUUUGUUUACAGAUAGCCUUAAAGCAUCGUCAAAUGACCCUGCCCGCACUCAGCAAUUUAAUGCGUCCGCAACCACUCUUAACCAAAAUUUGUCACAAGAUUUCAUCUCAGAUACAUCUUCGUCCUCAGACGGGUUGCUAUCGUCGCCUUCUAGAAUGAACCUUUCCGACGCCCAAAUCCCCAUGGAUGCUGGUGACGCCGCACGCUUCCGGUUCCACCUGGCUGGUACGGUUGCACGCGCCGUUGAGGAAACCACAAUUGCAAUGAUACCCAAGCGCACAUUCCAUAAACUUGUCUCAAAGUACCCCAAAUCUACAACCCAUAUUGUUCAAGUUAUAUUGACGCGCCUUUCUCGUGUCACAUUUCAAACAGGUCACAACUACCUGGGCUUGACUCCGGAAAUUUUCGAAACUGAAAUUAUCUUAAAUAACCGCGCAACAUAUGAGCUUCCACCUUACCUUCGUGACCUUGCAGUUAAGGGUAUUAAUGAGUACCUGGAGGCACAUCCAGAUAGCAAGGAAGAAAGUUUUGUUUAUCUUGCUAAGGACAAGUCUUCACGAUACAACAUUCCAAACUAUUCCAAUGCUCAAUCGCGUCAAGUCAGCUUACAACUUAAUCGAUCGCAUCCAGGUGACUUACUGAGCAAUGUUCCACUCUCUCGUACAGAUUCUUCUUAUCUUCAACCUGAAAAUUUUGGUAUUCCUUCCAAAAGAAUCCCCUUUUCUGCUGAUGAAGAAACUGAAGACUCGGCUCUUCGUGUGGCCGUCACGGAGUGCAUUUUUAAAGUUCUUGGUUUAGACAACCAGGGAUUAAAAACUGAAGAUUACACUUCUGUUGCAGCUAGCCCAAUGAUGUCGGCUGUUGAUGAUCGCAAUAUUAGACAUCACCGCAAUUCUUUUAGUAACGUUAUUACCAAUCUUUCCAAAAUUGAGGACUUGAGAUCGGUUAAUGAUGACGAAUCUGUUUCUUCUGUUAAUCUUUCUUCACAUGAAAAUGCUCAGAUUGAAGCUGCAAAGGAUUUGGAAAUCAUCUAUUACAAACCUGACAGCAUUCUUGUUGAGCAGAAUGGUGAGUCCCAUGGUCUUUUCUUUGUCAUUGACGGUAUUCUCGAUGUCGGCUACCGCGAUAAACACAACAAAUAUCAUGAAUUAUACACUGUAAAGCCCGGAGGACUUGCUGGCUUUAUUGCAUCCGUUUUAUCUUCCAGGUCCUUUGUCGAGGUACGUGCCAAAACUGGAGCUUAUGUUGGCUUUUUGCCUCAAUCUACCAUUGACCGCAUUUGCGAAAAAUACCCAUUGAUUUUAUUGGGUAUGGCCUAUAUGCUCACCUCAAGUUUGUCAGAUUUGAUGAUUCUUCUUGACUUUGCUCUGGAAUGGGUCCAAAUCCCCGGCGGCCACAUGUUGUUUAAUGAGGGCGACCCGGCGGAUUCAAUAUACAUUGUACUCAAUGGUCGGUUAAGAUCUUUUGUGCGCGAGGGAACUAAUUUGAAGGUUCAUAGUGAAUAUGGUCAAGGUGAAUCUAUUGGUGAACUUGAGGUCUUGACGGCCUCCAAAAGACCUUACAGCUUGCAUGCUAUUCGUGAAACAGAGCUUGCCAAGUUCCCACUUACUCUUUUUGAAAAUCUUGCAAAGCGGCAUCCAUCUACUACUAUUGAGAUUUCCCGAAUUGUGGCAUCUCGAGUGCUUAAUAGACUAGGUGCUCCGUCACUUGAAGGCUACGAGGCUCCACCUUCAACCAAUUUCCGUACUGUUUCUAUUAUCCCCAUUACUGAAGGACUACCAGUUUCCGAGUUUGCCACCAAACUGUUUACUUCAUACAAGGAUAUUGGCCACCAGGUAUUUUCACUAAACAUCGCCACAGUGCUUCACAAACUAGGUCGUAACGCAUUCAACAAGAUUGGUGGCCUCAAACUAUCAGGAUAUUUGGCAGAUCUGGAAGAACGGUACCAAACAGUCAUGUAUGUUGCAGAUGUGUCAGUCUCCUCACCUUGGACUCACACAUGCAUUGCGCAAGCUGACUGCAUCUUAUUGCUCGCAGAUGCAUCUGCCCAACCUGAUGUGGGCGAAUUUGAAAGGUUGCUGGUAACGAUGAAGACCACAGCUAAGACAGAGCUCAUCUUUUUGCACCAUGACCGAUAUGUUGUACCUGGCUCAACGGCCAAGUGGCUGAAAAACCGCAUUUGGGUUAAUUCGCAUCAUCAUGUGCAAAUGGAUUUUGCACGAAAUAUGGAUGACAAUGAGAGCCAGCAGGUAUAUGGACGUCUUUCUGUGAUCCGCAGCAAGGUCAAGCAUAUACAAUCGGAGCUUAUUACUAAAUAUCGCCGGCGAGGAAUGCCAGUGUAUGCAAAUAAUUAUGUACACAAGAGCGAUUUUGCGCGGUUGGCACGUAUUUUAUCAGGCCAAGCUGUAGGACUUGUGCUUGGAGGUGGUGGUGCGCGAGGAAUCUCGCACAUUGGUGUGAUUCGGGCGCUUGAGGAAAGUGGAAUACCCAUUGACUAUGUUGGAGGAACUUCGAUUGGAUCGUUUGUGGGCGGACUUUAUGCUCGGGACUACGACAUGGUUCCAAUCUACGGGCGGGCCAAGCAAUUCGCAAGCCGUAUUUCGAGCUUGUGGCGCAUGGUGUUUGAUCUUACAUACCCGGCAACAUCCUACACUACGGGACACGAGUUUAACCGAGGCAUUUGGAAAGCGUUUGGCGAGUCGCAGAUUGAGGAUUUUUGGCUGCGGUACUUUACUAACACUACCAACAUUACCCACUCGCGCAUGGAGAUCCACCAGUCCGGAUACGCCUGGCGCUAUAUUCGAGCGUCCAUGUCGCUGGCCGGGCUGUUACCACCAUUGACCGACAAGGGCAGCAUGUUGCUGGACGGUGGGUACGUUGACAACUUGCCUGUGGAGCAGAUGCGGUCCUGGGGUGCCAAGUAUAUAUUUGCGGUGGACGUUGGAUCGAUUGACGACACGACGCCCAUGACAUAUGGCGACACCUUGUCAGGGUUAUGGGUUUUGAUGAACCGAUGGAACUUUUUCUCACGACACCCCAACGUGCCUAACCUUGCGGAAAUCCAACAACGGUUGGCGUAUGUGUCAUCUGUGGGGGCACUGGAAAAGGCCAAGGCAGCACCAGGGGUGUAUUAUUUGCGACCUCCGAUUGACAACUAUGCGACUUUAGAUUUUGGCAAGUUUGAUGAAAUUUACCGAGUAGGCACGCUCUACGGACACCAGUAUUUGUACGAUCUGAAACGUCAGGACAAGUUUCCACAGAUUCCAGGAGCAGGGCUUUCUAAGGGGAAGCCAAGAAAGACGUUGAAUCGUCGUAAUUCUAUUUAG